This is a messenger RNA of Chiloscyllium plagiosum (whitespotted bambooshark), 3219 nucleotides long. RefSeq names its product 3-hydroxyacyl-CoA dehydratase 3 (gene hacd3). Gene Ontology annotation, biological process: very long-chain fatty acid biosynthetic process; sphingolipid biosynthetic process; fatty acid elongation. The record is from RefSeq and is a predicted model, not a curated record. Lineage: Eukaryota; Metazoa; Chordata; Chondrichthyes; Orectolobiformes; Hemiscylliidae. Gene Ontology annotation, molecular function: 3-hydroxyacyl-CoA dehydratase activity. Gene Ontology annotation, cellular component: endoplasmic reticulum membrane.
UGCGCGCACGGCCGCCGUGCAGAUUGUUCCAGCAAAAAGAGGCAGCGCGAUCCUGAACCGGAGGCCGGCGGCACCGAGCUCUGGGGAUGGAGGGGCAGCAGCAUCAUCCGCCGGGCCUGGGUCUAGGCCCCGGCCCCGGCCCCGGCCCGAGCCCGAGCCCGACCCCGACCCUGACCCUGACCCCUCAUGUUUACUGGGCACAGAGACACCAGGAGCUGUAUCUGAGGGUGGACCUGAGCGGAGUCCAGAAACCUGAUCUCAAUGUCACUGAAAAUACUCUUUCAUUCAAAGCCCACGGCCAUGGUGCAAAAGGAGCCAAUGCAUAUGAGUUUCAUCUUACAUUCUUGGCACCAGUGAAUCCUGAGCUACAGCUCAAGGUCACAGAAAGACAGGUAAAUAUAACAGUGAAGAAAAUGGAGAAUAGAUGGUGGCACAGGCUGACCAAACAAGAGAAGAAACCAAUAUUCUUGGCUCCUGAUUUUGACCGCUGGAUGGAUGAAUCUGAUGCUGAAAUGGAACUUCAAGCAAAGGAAGAAGAGAGAGAAAUUAAUAAAAUGAGUUUGGAGUCAAGAGUUUGGAAGAACUCUUAUGUCACCAUGCAGAAAGGUUACUUAUUUAUGUACAACCUGGUGCAGUUUUUGGGUUUUUCAUGGAUCUUUGUUAAUAUGACAGUUCGACUCUUUGUAUUCGGUCGAGACUCCUUGUUUGAUACUUUCCAUGCAGUUGGUGAUGUGAUGAACGUUUGCCAACUAUUUGCUAUAUUGGAGGUUAUAAACCCAUUGCUGAAGUUGGUGAAAACUGAAUUGGUGCCAGCAGUGAUUCAGGUAAUUGGGAGGAAUAUGAUUCUAUUUGUGGUGAUUGGAAGUCAGGUGGAAAUGCAGAAUAAAGCAGCAGUGUUCGUAGUUUUUUACCUAUGGAGCAUCAUCGAAAUGUUCCGAUACCCAUACUACAUGCUGUCCUGUAUAGACACAGAGUGGAGACUGCUGACGUGGAUCCGAUAUACCAUUUGGAUUCCUCUUUAUCCACUUGGAGUCAUCGCUGAAGCGGUGUGUGUGAUUCAGUCUUUACCAUACUUUGAUGAAACAGGAAGAUUUAGUAUCUUGCUGCCCAACCCAUUCAAUAUCUCAUUCAGCUUCUCCUACUUCCUGCGAGGUUACCUUAUUGCUAUGUUCUUAGGUUUGUUCAUUAAUUUCCGACAUCUCUACAAACAAAGUAACAAGCGUCUCCACCCAAAGAAAAGAAAGCUACGCUAGAAAGGAUACAUAUGUAUUUCUGAGCUGGAGCAUCACCUCGAAUAUUUUAAUUAAAUGUAAACUUGCUGCCUUUAUAAACACUGUACUUUCCUGGAGGUGAAAAAAGCCAUGGAGAAGUGUCAAUAAACCUUCAGUAAUCUAUUGCCCCCUCAUACCAGAUGCAACCUUUGCGAUCACCAUUUGCACCUGAUCAUUUCUGAUCUAUUGCCAGUGUGCAAAACAUUUUGCAAUAACCAAACACAUUCCUAGAUGCUAAGGGCAAUGUUCACUUUGUCUAUUUAUUUCUCUCCUUUAUAAAUGUGGGUUCAAAGAAGUGCAUUCUCUGUGGAGGGAACAUUGGUUUGUAACAAGUUAUAUUGCACCCUUGGUAAAACUAUAUUUUUUCCAAUUGCAGCAGAGUCAUUUUAUAAAUUAAAAUUGGUUUUGUAUUGUGAUGCAAUUUUGAUUAGUCUAAGAUGAUUGUGCAAAGAAUGAGGUCUUACCCAUUACUGGGCAUUAUUAGAUUGAUGACAAUGCUUCAAUCUUUAUGAAUUAGGAAAGUUAAUUUUAAAUUAGCUGAUUUAAUCUCUGUUCUUGCCACCACUCCCUAUGGUGUAUUAUUUAGCAUGACAGUAGGGGAUAUGUUUCACAGCUCUGUUGUUUCCUUAUUAUAAGAGCAAGGUGGUUCAGGGACAAUUCUGUUCCAUUACAAAAUUGCAAUACAGACUCAGAUGAUUUCCAUGGUACAUAGUUACUCUGCUACUGAACUAUUUGUAGUCAUGCUCAUGAAUAUUAACUUCGCAAAGACUAUUUCAUGCGGGGUUCAUUUCAUGCUACUAAAAAAAAAAUGAGGAUUGGUGAAUUAAUAUUAGUUAGGAGGCUUAAAUUAGUGUGCGGGACAGAUAACCAUUAAAAACUGCAAGAGAAAAGCUGGGUUGGGUCAAGUCAGUUAGUUGAAAGAUUGGAUCUUUGCUCGUCAUUCACACUACCACCACUUAAAUCAGCUUUUUUUUUCUUCCUUGUUAUUUUGUUUGUUAAUCUAGACAAUUGCAAUGCAUUUGGAUCCAUAAUCAAAUGGUUUAGAUCAGAAUGCAGCAUUUUAUGAAAAGUUUGAAAGCAUAUCGGCAUGCACAGGUUUUAUUGGGGAAUGGUUAGAGUUGAAGAACUGCUGUUAUCAUUAGAAAGGACUUACUGCAAUUUGAAUAAAUUGUGAACAUUAGAUAAAACUUUGAUCACUAGUUUUCAUCAAUGAGGUUUCAUGCACAGAAAUUCAGCUGCUACAUCUUCUUUUGUCUGUCUAGGUGUUGCCUCUUAGCAAGUUAUAGUUCCACUUUUAUAAAUUGUAAAUCUUGCACCACUGAAGGUGAAUUGCAAGGUGAUUAAAACUUUUAGUUCCUUGGUUGAGGUGACUUCUUGGUUUGUAGAUUAUGUUGGCAAUAAUAUUGUAAUGACCAGACAACUUUAACAGGUUCUGAUGUCAAACAUGAUCUGUGGUUUGUAAUGAAUGAAUAGGCCAAACUGUUAUAAUCAUGUGAAGUUUAAGAGUUUUAGCCAAAGUGUCAAGGAUCACAACCUCUAAUUUCACCCAUUUCUCACAGACCUUGGAAAAUCAGUAGCCUUGUUCAUCAAUUUACGUUUUGUCAGAUGAUCAAAUUUGUCUUCACACUAGAAUUAGUUAAACAUGAAAAAGGAAAUGAUGGAGGAAUUGAACAAGAACUCUGCAUCAGUCUUCAUAGUGGAAGACAUGAGUAACAUCCCAAAAAUUCAAGAGUCGGUCAGGUGUGUGGUGGCCAGCACCAAAGAGAAGAUGCUAGAAAAACUGAAAAUGAAUAAAUCACCUGGACCAGAUGGACUAUAUCCCACAGUUUUGCAGGUGAUAGCUGAAGACAUAGUGGAGGUAUUAGUGGUGAUCUUCCAGGAAUCACUAGAGUCAGGGAGGGUGCCGGAGGACUGAAAAAUCACUAAUGUAACACCCCUCUUUAAAAGG